Messenger RNA from Rotaria sp. Silwood1, 951 nucleotides. NCBI's taxonomy places the organism in Eukaryota, Metazoa, Rotifera, Eurotatoria, Philodinida, Philodinidae. The record is from the annotation of a GenBank genome assembly.
AUGAUACUUGAAGAAAAAUAUGGGACAUUGCCGAAAGUACCACUACGUGCAAGUUUCAUUGAUAUUCAUCCGAAUGCAAAAUGGACACAGAAUGGUAUCACUGUAGCUGGAGGAAAUGGAGAAGGCAGUGAAAUAAAUCAACUCAAAUGCCCAUAUGGUUUAUACGUCGACGAUGAUCAAACGAUUUAUAUCGCUGAUUGGUAUAAUGACCGUAUUGUGGAAUGGAAAUCUGGUGCAACGAACGGAAAAGUAGUUGCCGUUGAAAAUGGAGCUCAUCAAGUAAAUGGCUCACGAGAUGUGAUUAUCGACAAAGAGAGAGAUAGUCUCAUCAUCAGCGAUUACAGGAAUAAAAGAGUACUUCAAUGGCCUCGCCUAAAUGGUACUAGUGGAGAAACAAUUAUUUCGAAUAUCUCUUGUUGGGGUUUGACGAUGGACGACAUUGGAUCUCUCUAUGUUGUUGACAACGGAAAACAUGAAGUGAGACAAUACAAAAUUGGUGACACUCAAGGAACAGUAGUUGCAGGUGGCAAUGGAAAAGGAAAUCGUCUCGAUCAACUUUCUGAUCCCCGCUACGUAUUCGUCGAUCGAGAUCAUUCAGUUUAUGUGUCUGAUUGUUACAAUCAUCGUGUAAUGAAAUGGGAAGAAGGUGCAAAACAAGGCAUUGUCGUAGCCGGUGGUCAAGGAGAAGGAAACAGUCUUACACAAUUGUAUCAUCCUAAUGGAGUCGUUGUUGAUCAAUUGGGUACUGUCUAUGUGGCUGAUUCUGGGAAUCAUCGAAUCAUGCAUUGGCCAAAAGGAGCAAUACAAGGAAGUGUCAUUGUUGGUGGAAACGGUGAAGGAGCACAAUCGAAUCAACUUGAUCGUCCCAUAGGUCUAUCAUUCGAUCGAUAUGGCAAUCUCAAUGUCGCCGAUCAGUGGAAUAAUCGAGUACAAAAAUUUGAUAUCGAAUGA